AUGGCUUCAUCGACUCGUUGCUGUCUUGCCAUCGUCAUUGUAGCCGUCGUGUGGCCGUGUGCGACGAUGGCGCGCGCCACCGCCGACGAGCUCGACCGCAAACUCGGGCCCGGAAUGAAGCACGUCUCGUGUCAGGUGCGCGUCACCGGCCACUAUAUGAAACGCCACUGCGUCAGACACUUCAACACCGGCCUACGAUGCGAUUUGCAAGCUGACGAGCGUCGAAAAGUUCGACGAGUGGCAAAGAUGUGUUGCGACGACGCGCCGAGCUGCGAGCCGGCGAUGCUCUUCGACGAGUUCUGCUGUAAGCCGGGAGACGACUGCUCGGCGCAAUCCGACUGCCAACCGUGGGACAAUGCUGUCGAGGAGAUCGAGCUCGCCAAUCUCAUCUUCGCCUCGGACGAGACGUUCGACAUGAUUCAGGAUCGCAUUCUCGACAAGCUCGAUGACGGCGUCGUGCCGAGCUACUGGCCAGAAGCUUUGGAGAUCUACAAAGCGAAUCCUGACAUGAUCGACAAGAACGAGGUGCUCAUUCGCAAAUACUUUCGAUCGCAUCGACUCCAGGUCGCCCAUAUCGCAAAAUCGCUCAAGAUCAUCGAUGAGCACCACGCGUUGAACUUGUAA
Molecule: messenger RNA, 624 nt
Organism: Caenorhabditis bovis
Lineage: Eukaryota; Metazoa; Nematoda; Chromadorea; Rhabditida; Rhabditidae
Source: the annotation of a GenBank genome assembly